Bursaphelenchus xylophilus (pine wood nematode) is the source of this 896-nucleotide messenger RNA. Lineage: Eukaryota; Metazoa; Nematoda; Chromadorea; Rhabditida; Aphelenchoididae. The record is from the annotation of a GenBank genome assembly.
AUGGGAAAGGAUCCGUUGGUUCUGAUACUCGGUUGGGGAGGAUGUCACAUCAAACAACUCGGGAAAUACGUUCAGCUCUACAACAAAUUGGGGUGAGUCCUCCCUAAUGGCCUCACAAUUUCAUUUUUCCGUAUCUUAGCUUCGAAUCCAUCGCGAAAAUACCUCCGGCCUUUGACAGUAACUUUUGGAUUCAACUCUCUGAAGCCGAUCGCUUUUAUCACCGCGAGUUCCGGCCAAUCGUCCAUGAAGAUCGUCCUCUGAUCGUGCACACGUUCAGCGUUAAUGGAAGUGGACAAUUUGCCAACAUCUGGGAUAAUCUGAGUCGUGAACAGGAUGGCAACAUCAUCAAAAAGCGGGUCAAGGGAUGGAUUGCAGACAGGUGGGGCCUAAACCAACCGUGAUAAUUUCUUCUUUUGUCAUCAUUUACCUAAUAAUAAUAAUUCAGUGGGCCAGCCAAUUCCGGACGACUCGGCCAGUUCUUCCGAGCCCAUCUGAACGAAAUCCCCAGAUCCAAACGCAACCCGCUGACCCUCACUUACGCCGUAAUACGUCGUCUCCCGUUCAUUGCAUCAGCAUAUCCAAAAUUCAAAGUCCAAACUGCCAUCAACAAGGAGAAUAUGAAACACAUGGUGCCUUACAAUCAUCUCCUUUCCUUUCCUGACCUGCCUCAACAUCAACUUUAUCUGUAUUCCAAAGCGGACUUUGUUUGUUAUCAUCGGGAAAUCGCAGCAUUCAAGGAUGAUCAGCUGGAGAAGGGGAAAACUGUGAAAUGGAAAUGCUGGAACGACUCAGAACAUGUGAAUCAUUUUGGAAGACAUCCAAUGGAAUAUGCUGAACUCAUCGCCCAGCAUCUCGAGUCUACGUUGAACAUUGAAAUCGCUAGAAAACAUCAAUGA